AUACAUUCCCUUCAGGCUUCAUCUAGCUAUCUAUAGUUAACUCUUCUGAUCAAUAUAUUUGAUGUCACCCAAUUUAAGAGAUCUCCAACUCACCACCGCGGGCAGAUGGAACCAACCUGGAGAAACAAUCAUCUCCGUUGAUAACCACCAUCAACCCAGCGAUCUUGAGGACGUGGGUUUGCUUGAUGCAUAUCAUCAUGAUGAUGACGGAUAUCCCAUAUUGAAGCUUGAUGUUCUUGGAGGGGAAAGUCUUAAAAGAACCCAAGUUAGAGUGACAGGAAUGACAUGUGCCGCUUGCUCACAUUCAGUUGAAGAAGCUCUUCAGAGUGUCAAUGGAGUGUUUAAAGCAUCCGUGGCUUUGCUCCAGAAUAAGGCUGACAUUCUUUUUGAUCCCUUCCUGGUUAAGGAAGAAGACAUAAGGAAUGCAAUAGAAGAUGCCGGGUUUGAGGCUGAGUUUUUACCUGAAGCCAACUAUAUAUCUCAAACAAAGGUACUGAAAUCCUUGGUUGGACAAUUUACCAUAGGAGGUAUGACUUGUGCAGCUUGUGUAAAUUCUGUUGAAGGCAUUUUAAGGAGCCUUCCUGGAGUCAAAAGGGCUACAGUUGCAUUAGCCACUUCAAUAGGUGAAGUUGAGUAUGAUUCCACCAUGAUUAAUAAGGAUGAAAUAGCAAGAGCGGUUGAAGAUGCUGGAUUUGAAGCUUCGUUUAUUCAGAGUAAUGAGCAGGACAAGAUCUUACUAGGGGUUUCAGGUUUACUUAAUGAGAUGGAUGCUAUAUAUUUGGACAGCCUGCUCUACAAUCUCAAAGGGGUGAGACAGUUCUCUUUGGACAGGACAACAAGAGAGUUAGAAGUUCUCUUUGAUCCUGAAGUUAUUGGUUCCAGAUCCUUAGUUGAUGAUAUUGAGAGCAGUAGCAUGGGGAAGUUCAAGUUACACGUCAGGAACCCGUAUACAAGAAUGGCCUCUAAAGACUUACAGGAAUCCUCCAAAAUGUUUCGACUUUUCAUUGCCAGCCUCUUUCUCAGUAUUCCUGUUUUUCUCAUGCGAGUGGUGUGCCCUCAUAUCCCUUUCUUGAAUGCUUUAUUACUACGGCAAUAUGGGCCAUUCCAAUUAGGGGAUUGGCUGAAGUGGGGACUAGUUACUGUGGUUCAGUUUGUUAUAGGGAAGCGUUUCUAUGUUGCAGCUGCGAGAGCUCUUCGAAACGGUUCCACAAACAUGGAUGUAUUGGUUGCUUUGGGUACCUCUGCUUCUUACUUCUAUUCUGUUGGUGCCCUACUAUAUGGUGCAGUAACUGGGUUUUGGUCUCCAACAUACUUUGAAACAAGUUCAAUGCUAAUUACAUUUGUUCUCUUGGGAAAGUAUUUGGAAACACUGGCCAAGGGGAAGACAUCAGAUGCAAUUAAGAAAUUAGUGGAAUUAGCACCUGCUACAGCUUUAUUGCUUGUCCAAGAUAAAGGUGGGAAUAAUAUUGGGGAAAGAGAGAUAGAUGCGUUGCUAAUUCAACCAGGUGACAUCUUAAAGGUCCUUCCUGGUACAAAGAUUCCUGUGGAUGGUAUUGUUGCAUGGGGAUCAAGUUAUGUAAACGAGAGCAUGGUAACUGGGGAAUCGGUACCCACAUUGAAGGAAGCUAGUUCUCCAGUUAUUGGUGGUACAAUGAAUUUACAUGGUUCCCUCCACGUCAAAGCCACCAAAGUAGGAUCUGACACCGUUCUGAGCCAAAUUAUAUGUCUGGUGGAAACAGCACAGAUGUCAAAAGCACCCAUUCAAAAGUUUGCUGAUUUUGUUGCAAGUAUAUUUGUUCCUGUGGUAGUUGUAAUGGCUUUAUUAACACUACUGGGGUGGUAUAUUGGCGGAGCAAUGGGUGCUUAUCCAGAAGAAUGGUUACCAGAAAAUGGCAACUAUUUUGUAUUUUCCCUCAUGUUCUCAAUAUCGGUAGUUGUGAUUGCAUGUCCUUGUGCUCUUGGUUUGGCCACUCCCACUGCUGUCAUGGUUGCAACAGGGGUUGGGGCUAACAAUGGUGUUCUCAUUAAAGGAGGAGAUGCGCUAGAGAGGGCGCAGAAGGUUAAGUACGUCAUUUUUGAUAAAACUGGUACCCUUACACAGGGAAAGGCCAAAGUCACAACAGCCAAAGUUUUCACAGAAAUGGAUCGUGGAGAAUUUCUAACACUCGUGGCUUCUGCAGAGGCUAGCAGUGAACAUCCACUGGGGAAAGCAAUAGUUGAAUAUGCCCGGCACUUCCACUUCUUUGAUGACGAGCUCUCUUCUUCUUAUUCUUCUACGGAAAAUAACAUUAACUCGGACAGAAAAGAAGACACCACCAAAUAUGCUGGCUGGUUUCUUGACGUUUUAGAUUUCUCUGCUCUUCCUGGAAGAGGGAUCAAGUGUUCCAUAGAUGGAAAACUGGUCUUGGUUGGCAACAGAAAACUGAUGGGAGAACAUGGGAUUGACAUUCCAGAGCACGUAGAGAAGCUGAUUGUUGAGUUGGAAGAAGGGGCAAAGACAGUGGUAAUUGUUGGAUAUGAUAAUAGGUUGGUUGGUGUUAUAGGAGUGGCAGAUCCAGUGAAGAGAGAAUCAGCUAUAGUUAUUGAAGGGCUGAAGAAGAUGGGAAUCAUACCCGUGAUGGUGACAGGUGAUAAUUGGAGAACGGCUAGAGCAGUUGCAAAGGAGGUGGGGAUUGAAGACGUAAGGGCAGAGGUAAUGCCAGCAGGAAAAGCAGACGUGGUUCGUUCCCUACAAAAGAAGAUGGGUGGAGAGUUAGUGGCAAUGGUUGGAGACGGAAUAAACGACUCUCCUGCAUUAGCAGCAGCAGACAUAGGGAUGGCAAUAGGGGCGGGAACAGACAUAGCCAUUGAAGCAGCAGACUACGUGUUGAUGAGGAAUAACUUGGAAGAUGUAAUAACGGCUAUAGACCUGUCGAGAAAGACAUUCAGAAGAAUAAGAUUAAAUUAUGUGUUUGCCAUGGGAUACAACGUUGUGGCAAUCCCGGUGGCGGCCGGGGUGUUUUUUCCAUGGGUAAGGAUAGAAUUGCCACCGUGGGCUGCCGGUGCUUGCAUGGCUAUGUCCUCUGUAAGUGUUGUAUGCUCGUCUCUGCUUCUUAGGAGAUACACAAAACCCACUCUAACAAGUAUUAUUUAUUAAUCUUGAACACAAACAAAACAACAGAACAAAGAAAAGAGAAAGUUACCAUUUAUUUGAUCAUUAUUUACAAGAGAAAGAUGUUGUAUGUUAUGAACUAUGGAUGUCUACGUGUGUAUUUUAAGGUAUAGUAAUAAUAAUAUUUCAUUUCAAUUCAA
Molecule: messenger RNA, 3291 nt
Organism: Impatiens glandulifera
Lineage: Eukaryota; Viridiplantae; Streptophyta; Magnoliopsida; Ericales; Balsaminaceae
Product: copper-transporting ATPase RAN1-like
Exons: 7
Coding region: 62-3136 (1024 amino acids)
Biological process (GO): monoatomic cation transport
Cellular component (GO): membrane
Molecular function (GO): ATPase-coupled monoatomic cation transmembrane transporter activity; ATP hydrolysis activity; copper ion binding
Source: RefSeq, a predicted model, not a curated record